Messenger RNA from Anisakis simplex (herring worm), 360 nucleotides. Lineage: Eukaryota; Metazoa; Nematoda; Chromadorea; Rhabditida; Anisakidae. The record is from the annotation of a GenBank genome assembly.
AGGAGUAUGAUAACGUGUCAAAUGCGAAAUUUAUCACUAACAAUACCCGGUCCUUCGUCAUCGUCGAUUGCGUUUGCGUUAUGUCGAUCACUGUCCUCCACACAAACUGAUAACUCGAAUGAAAGACCGCAGAUGUUCCAACUGGAUCAUGUUCGUUCGAGACUUGAAUUUACGGUCCCACUGAUGUUCCGACAACGUCUCGACUACACUUUCUAUCGGAAGGAUAUCGCUUUAGAUGACAGGAUUUUCAACGUUCAUAGAGUAGGUCUUCAGCAGUAUAUGACGCAUCUUGGUGUUAUUAGUGUGACGUGUCAAUUUCUAUUUCCUCACAUUGAGAUGGAGGUUAGAUCUCACUGCUAA